GCAAAAAAUCAGUCAUUCAGUUUUAGUGAGACGAUCGCGGUGUGUCUGCCGAAAAAGUUCUUUUCCCCCGGGAAAUGUGUCUUUUUGCCUGAAAAUUCACAAAGAAAAGUCCUGUGCGUCAACGAGUUGUGUUGCUGAGUGUGAAAAAGUGAAAAUUAGUGUUCUACAGCACGGUGAAAAGUCGCAGCGAAUUUUCCGCAAUGGGGAAGACAAAAAUCUACUGCGCCAAAUGCCAAAAGAAGUGCUCGGGUGAGGUUCUACGGGUGACUGACAAAUAUUUCCACAAGACAUGCUUCCAGUGCACAACGUGCCACAAGAGUCUCGCCACGGGCGGCUUCUUCUCUAAGGAUGGCGCAUAUUUCUGCACUCUAGACUACCAAAAGCUCUAUGGGACAAAAUGUGCAGCGUGCAAUUUGUACGUUGAGGGUGAGGUGGUGUCCACAAUGGGCAAAACAUAUCAUCAGAAGUGCUUCGUGUGCAGUGGAUGCAAAAAAUCCUUCCAGUCUGGCAGCAAGGUAACGAAUACGGGGAAGGAGGUACUCUGUGAGGUGUGUGUGACAAAUCCGGCGUCCAAUAAAGUCGUCACGGCAACACAUCAGUCGCGCGCGGACACGCAAAAGGCGCAGUCGCCACAACCAACUGCCAGGGAGAUCACAAUGAGCCCCACAAGAGCCACUGCCAUGGCUAGCCAGCAGCAGGAAGUCCCGCGGAGGGUGAAUAAUUCCACGGAAUACGAUCCCAAUGAGUGUGCUGGGUGCGGGGAUCAGUUGAAGGAGGGGCAAGCACUCAUUGCUCUCGAUCGGCAAUGGCACGUUUGGUGCUUCAGGUGCAAAAAUUGCAGUGCUGUGCUAAAUGGGGAGUACAUGGGGAAGGACUCAAUUCCGUACUGCGAGAAGUGCUACCAGAAGUCUUUUGGCGUCAAGUGUGCCUAUUGCAAUCGCUACAUUAGCGGCAAAGUUCUCCAAGCGGGGGAUAAUCAUCAUUUCCACCCAACGUGUGCCAGGUGCACAAAAUGCGGUGAUCCCUUCGGUGAUGGGGAGGAAAUGUAUUUGCAAGGUAGCGCCAUUUGGCACCCACGCUGCGGCCCAGGGCCAGGAGCAGACCUCGGGACGGUCAUCAAUGGCACAAAUGGUCACUUCACCGAUACCGAAUGUGAUCGCAUGAGCACAAGUGCAAUGAGCGAACUACAGUACUCCAUUGGUACACGCACCCCAAGUGGUUCACUGUAUAACACUCCGUACACGAGUAGGAAGUAUCAUCGCACAAUAAGCCCGGGAUUGAUGCUGCGCGAAUAUGGACGUCAUGGGUAUGGGUAUGAGGACAUCUCACGGAUUUAUACGUAUAGCUAUUUAACGGAUGAGCCGCACUAUCUCAAGAAACCCAUUGAUCCGUACGAUAAGGCGCCCGUUUCGCCGCACUUCCAUCGUCCGCACUCGGCUACAGGUGGCACAGUGAGUAUGCCAUCGUCGCGGCCACAUUCACGCAAUAGGAGUGCUAUGAAGGUGCUCGUGGAUUCCAUACGGUCCGAAACGCCACGUCCCAAAAGUCCCGCGAUGAACAAUGAGGAGCCCAUUGAGAUGUCCCACUAUCCGGGUGCCAAGAAGCCACCGCCGGGUGAGAAGCCCAAAAUUGAGAGGGAUGAUUUCCCAGCACCGCCGUAUCCGUACACAGACCCGGAAAGGAGGAGGCGCUACUCGGACUCCUACAAAGGGGUUCCAGUGUCCGAUGAUGAGGAUGAACCAGACGCUGCGGCAGCUGCAAAGAAUAAAAUUGAGCGCCUGAAGAAGGAGGAAGAGGAGUUGGCAAAGAUGAAAUCCGGGAUGGGGGCUGUGAUUCUCAAGGACCUAAAGGAACAUGCUAGAUAUACAAAGUGGAAGCAACAGAAUUUGGAUCCGAGGAAUGCCUCGAGGACUCCAUCGGCUUCCAAGGAGCCUCUCUACAAAUUGAGGUAUGAAUCCCCAGUGGGUGCUUCACCAUCGAGAAAUUUGGACCACCCUCGACCGUUUUACGAUGAUGAAACGACCUUUGACCGAAGCACAAGUUACCGCGGUUCAGUUGGACGUGCAAUUGGUAGUGCACCAAGCUACAAUGUGGUGAGUUCUUUGAGACAAAUUCCAAAACCUGGGUACGGCUUGGCUGCCCGUUCGCAUACAUUCAGUUCUGCUACAACGACUGGUUCCGCCCAGGGUGCCCCUGUAAGCUUUCACUGUGAUUUCUCCUUUGGCGGUCUUGGCGACAAGACACACAGCACGGAGUUUAGUUGUGGCAAAUCAGAUGUUUCCGUGGAUUCGAUAACGGAAGGCGAUCGGCGUGCAUUGAUGGCAGCUGAAUUGCCCGUUUCGAGCACAUAUUCCGGUGGCAUUGCGUACCACUACCCACAGCCAGGGCUCAUCCGUCGCAGUUUACCCAAUAUGGCGCACUCAAUGCUAGUCCAUGAACCGGCCAAAAUCUACCCCUAUCACCUACUACUUAUCACCAACUACCGUCUGCCUGCAGAUGUGGAUCGAUGCAAUUUGGAGCGUCACCUCUCUGACGUUGAAUUUGAAGCAAUACUACAGUGUACUAGGGCAGAAUUCUAUCGACUACCUCAGUGGCGUAGGAAUGAAUUGAAGAGGCGGUGUCGUCUAUUCUAAGAAAUAAGACAGAGAGAGAGAGUAAUUGAAAAAAAAAAUGAAAGCUUUCAACUCACAACACAAAAUACUUCACACGUUUAAGCUAUAUUUGGGAUGAGCUUUUUUAUUAUUUUAUAUUAAUAACAAAUAGAAUUCAGAGGAAGGGACUACAGACGUUUUAUAUUAAAUGGACAAAACCUUUGCAGAAGGAUCUAGAGUUGGUCAUUUCGAAAUAAAAAAAAAAUAAAUCUUUUACUUACAAAUAUAUAAAAAAGAUCCUUCAAGGAUAUUUUUAAGAUUUUGAUUAUAUUAUAGGUUAAAAGUUUUGGAAGAUUCGGAAAUGUUUCAGAUUUAACGUUUCUAAAACCGUUAGAUUAAAAAUCGUUUAGGCUAAACAAGAAAAGGUCGUAAAUAAAGAGCUCAUGAAAAUUUUGAAAUUAAGUUUUUUAUAUUAAAUUUUGAGAAUAUUUUUUUAAAAGAAGAAAAAUAUUUGAAAACCUUAAAUUCGGAGAUAUUCUAAAACGGUUUAGAUAUUCCGGAUAAACCAAUUUGGAGACAUAAUAAAUAUUUAAAUAUAUUCAGUAAAACGAAAAUGUUUAAUUUUAGAUCAAAUUUAAAAUUUUUCAAAUUUGAAGAUUUUGAAAUUUUCCAAGUAAAUGUCAGAUAUUUGAAAUGAUUUGAAAUAUUCAGAAAUUAUUCAAAAUGUUCGAUUUAUUUCCAGAACAUUCAAAUACAUUUUAUUUUAAAAAUUAAAAAAAAAUGUUUUGAUUCUUUAACAUUGAGGCUCUCAUUGGGUCUUCAUCAGUUCCUUAAACUCUGUAAAUUUUGUUUUUAUCCUUUAAAUAGCCAACUCUUAAUUCCUUUUGCAAAAACGUUAAUCUGUAAAAUCUCUAAUCUCUGAUAAAGGCAGUAAAAAUUUGACAGAAAUGCAUUUAAAAAAAUAAAAGUUAUGCAAAAUAAAAUCCAAUUGCGAGCUGUUAGAAAAGAAAAAUUAAGAAAAAAAGAGAAAAAUAAAAUGUCUUUAUAGGCUUCUCUGUAUACUAAAUGUUGGCAUUAAUUGUUGCAGCAUUUUGUGAAAUAAAUUUCGCAGUGGGUGAUGUGAAUAAUAUAUUUAUAGGAACAAUUCAAAAAUUAAAAAGUAAAAAAAAAAAACAAAACAAAAUUCACUUCAUUAGCUUACGAAAAUCAUCCAUUUUUUACAAGAUGAAAAAAAACAAGUUACAACCUCUUCAGAAAAUAAAUAAAGCAUUAAGGAAGUAAAUAAUAAUAAAAUUCACACAACUUUGCUAUAAAUAAAAAUUAAUGAAGUAAAAAAAAUUGAUAGCAUCUUAAAUCGUGUUAAAUUGAUAUAUAGAUGAAGCUAUAUAUUCUAUUUGAAUUAUUAUAUUGAUGAUAGGAGAAAAAAAGUGAAAAAAGAGGUGAAAAGAAGAAACUAUAUAUUUCUAUAUUGGAGAAGCGAUUGCGGGGGUAAAAAAAAAAGAAAACUUUUACUUAUAGCGAGUAAUUUAAAAAUAUCUAUAGCGUAGGUUUGGAAUUUUCAAGGGAGAGUGCCGAAAGGAUAAUGACGUGAAAAAUACUAAUUAAAAAAAAAAGCUACAAACUACCAAAGGAUUUAUUCAAAAUUUUUCUAUUAUUAAAGAAAUAAAAGAAAAGAAAAAACAACAACAGAGAAGCAUCCCAAGUGUUAAUCAAAUUAUUAUAAAAUAUAUCCGCUUCAUUGUAUACAAAGAAAUCUGCAGCGCGUCUUUUUUUACGUGGAAAUUUUUUAUCCAUUUGUAAGCGAGGCAUUAACAUUUCUACACAAACUUUAUUGUUUUGUAAAUUAUUUAUAAACCUUUACCAUUUUCUUCCUCCCCCCUUUAAAUUAUUCAAGCAGAAUAUUUUUUCGUAUUUUUAUAGUGCUUUUUAUUUUAUUUUUUUGCGAAUAUUGCAAAAAAUCUUUGAUGCAUCACUUGUCCAUCACAAAGCAAAAGAAAAGAAGAAUAUUAUGGCUAGAGUGGUAAAGAAUGAAAUUCUUUUGAGAUUGAGAAUCGCAGCUAAAAAAUAUUUAUAUUUAAUUUUCAUUAGAAAGUAAUUUAAUUUUUUUGUUCUUAUUUUUCUUUAAAAAAAAUUAUCACGUAUUUUCAAUGUGACCAAUUUUUCAAUCACGAAGCUCAUUGGAUCAUUUUUUACAUUUUUAAUAAUAAUUCAAAUUAAGGAAUUAAAAAAAAAUAAAAUAAAAUCCAAAAUAUUACAUCACAGAAAGCCUAAAAAUAGAGUAAUGGUGACACAGUCUGUUCAAUGAGCGUGAAUUUUAAAUGAAAGGUUAAUUUUUUUGAAUCAGUUACAGAUUUUUAUUUUAAAUGGUUUUUAGAUGUUUGAAAGAUUUUCAUAGAGAUUCUGGGACAUUGAAGUUGGGAAAUUAACUUUCAGAACUAUCAAGCUUUGUAAUUUUUUUGACAACUAUAUUCAGGAAAUUUGACAGAUAAUUUUUCCGGAAGUCUUGAAAAAUCAUAAUUUUGAAAUGUUAAUUUUCAUUUUUUUUAAAUAAAAUUUGACAGUUCAAAUCUUUUAAAAGUUUCGGAAAGAUGAGAAGCAAUUUUCAUUUUCCUGAAAAUGAAACUUCAAACGUAACUACCUAUUCGGAAGAAUAUUUUGUGAGCUUUUGAAAAUAAAGCCGAAAUCCUAAUAAAAACAGCAGCUAAUAAUUUACAUUUAAAAACUUUGACAGCUAAUCUUAUGUCAAACAAUGACAGUACGUUAAAAUUUCCGAAAAAAAAACAACUUGAAGAUUCCGGAAAAAGAUCACGUCAUUCGACCUUUUCCCUCUGGAAUAACUAUGAAAUUCAUUUAAAUAAAAGCCAUUGAGAAAAUUGAAUCCCAUUGAAAUGCAAAUUUUCUUAAUUUUAUAAAUUCAAUUUAUUGUCUCCUAUUUUUCGAUCGAUAAAUUAUAUAUAAUUUUAAGUGAAAAAAAAAAUGAAAAAGAUGCGAAGGAGAAAUUUUAAUUAUAUAUUUACUAUUUACUGUAACUAGAGAGAUGAUAAUAAAAAUGCCAGAUAAAUGA
This is a messenger RNA of Lutzomyia longipalpis, 5655 nucleotides long. RefSeq names its product actin-binding LIM protein 1 (gene Unc-115a). The transcript is spliced from 12 exons. The coding region runs from base 201 to 2633 and encodes 810 amino acids. Gene Ontology annotation, biological process: cytoskeleton organization; lamellipodium assembly. NCBI's taxonomy places the organism in Eukaryota, Metazoa, Arthropoda, Insecta, Diptera, Psychodidae. Gene Ontology annotation, molecular function: actin filament binding. The record is from RefSeq and is a predicted model, not a curated record. Gene Ontology annotation, cellular component: actin cytoskeleton.